Xiphias gladius (swordfish) is the source of this 1443-nucleotide messenger RNA. It is a transcript of the gene glra4b, whose product is annotated as glycine receptor, alpha 4b. Gene Ontology annotation, cellular component: plasma membrane; neuron projection; synapse. Bases 1 to 1443 code for a protein of 480 amino acids. The transcript has 10 exons. The record is from RefSeq and is a predicted model, not a curated record. Gene Ontology annotation, molecular function: transmitter-gated monoatomic ion channel activity; glycine binding; transmembrane signaling receptor activity. NCBI's taxonomy places the organism in Eukaryota, Metazoa, Chordata, Actinopteri, Istiophoriformes, Xiphiidae. Gene Ontology annotation, biological process: regulation of membrane potential; chemical synaptic transmission; signal transduction.
AUGCUACUGCACAUCUUGUUUAUGCUGUGGGCUUCAUCUGUCAUUUUUCUGCAAGGCAGAUCUGUGCUCUGUAAGGAGAUGAAGUUCCCCAGCAGGGCAGUCAAGCCCCCCUCUCCAUCUGACUUUCUGGACAAACUGAUGGGACGCACAUCUGGAUAUGAUGCCCGCAUCAGACCAAACUUCAAAGGUCCUCCUGUCAAUGUCACCUGUAACAUCUUCAUCAACAGCUUCGGAUCCAUCACUGAAACAACUAUGGACUACCGCCUCAAUGUAUUUCUGAGACAACAGUGGAAUGACCCUCGACUGGCAUAUAAGGAGUAUCCAGAUGACUCUCUGGACCUGGACCCCUCAAUGUUGGACUCCAUUUGGAAACCUGACCUGUUCUUUGCAAAUGAAAAGGGAGCAAACUUCCACGAGGUUACAACAGACAACAAACUCCUGCGGAUAUUCCAGAAUGGAAAUGUCCUCUACAGCAUCAGGCUGACACUAACCCUUUCCUGUCCCAUGGAUCUGAAAAACUUCCCCAUGGAUAGCCAGACAUGUACCAUGCAGCUCGAAAGCUUUGGCUACACCAUGAAUGAUCUUAUUUUUGAAUGGCUGGAUGUGGGAGCAGUGCAGGUGGCUGAUGAUCUGACCCUCCCUCAGUUUGUUCUAAAAGAGGAGAAAGGCCUCGGCUACUGCACCAAGCACUACAAUACAGGUAAAUUCACCUGCAUUGAGGUCAAAUUCUACCUGGAGCGUCAAAUGGGCUACUACCUGAUCCAGAUGUACAUACCAAGCUUGCUCACUGUCAUCCUUUCCUGGGUGUCGUUCUGGAUCAACAUGGAUGCGGCUCCGGCCAGAGUGGGACUGGGCAUCACUACAGUGCUCACCAUGACAACGCAGAGCUCUGGAUCCAGGGCUUCCCUGCCAAAGGUGUCCUAUGUGAAAGCCAUAGAUAUCUGGAUGGCAGUUUGUCUUCUUUUCGUGUUUGCUGCACUACUGGAGUAUGCAGCCGUAAAUUUUGUUUCACGCCAGCACAAGGAGUUCUUCAGACUGAGGAAGAAGCUCAAAGAGCAACAGCGGCAGAGAGCUCAGGGAAGUGGUGACAGUAAGCUGAAAGGAAACAACAUGUCAGGCAACAGUGCUCCUCAUGGGAACGUGGUCCAGCAGUGCAGUGCCUGUGCCAGGGAGGAGGAGAUGGCACAGCAGGGUUUACUCUUCCAGAGUUUUGGACUUGCACUGUCAACAGGAAGUGCACCAGAAAUGGAUGCAACACCAGUCUUUGCUGAUUUACCUCCCGGUUUGGGUUACUAUGACAUACGCAGGCGCUUUGUGGAUCGGGCAAAAAGGAUUGAUACCAUCUCCCGAGCUGUUUUCCCCAUGAGUUUCCUCAUGUUUAAUGUUCUGUACUGGCUUACAUACAAAGUUCUACGGCAUGAAGACGUGCAGGCCACACUGUGA